Molecule: messenger RNA, 2505 nt
Organism: Helianthus annuus (common sunflower)
Lineage: Eukaryota; Viridiplantae; Streptophyta; Magnoliopsida; Asterales; Asteraceae
Exons: 17
Coding region: 41-2299 (752 amino acids)
Biological process (GO): UTP biosynthetic process; CTP biosynthetic process; GTP biosynthetic process
Molecular function (GO): nucleoside diphosphate kinase activity
Source: RefSeq, a predicted model, not a curated record
CAUCUUGUUCAGAUCCCUUUUACAUAACUGAAAUCAAGCCAUGGGUGAUGGUCCUAGAGGAGUAGAAAUUUUCCCGGAUCAUUUUCAGGCUUCAACGUCUGGCGUGGAGACCCCUCAAACAAGAAGUCCAUCCACUUCCUGUAGCAAGAGUGAAUCAGAGCAUAGUUCCAGCAGCCGUUUAUGGGCAAAAAGAAGGUUAAAAAGCGCUGCAUCCAUUUUGAACUUGCUCAGUCCACGGAAGCUUUCAUGGGUAAAUGACACAAAUGGGCAAGAAAAGGUUGUAUUAUCUUCGGCAGAAGUAAAAUCCCUUCAAUCAGAACUUGCUGAUUUAGAGGAAAGAGAAGCUCAUCUGAGAGCUAGGCUGGAACACACUGACGAAAUUCUGCGUUCUUGCCUUCUUUCAGGCUACUUAUACAUGAGAACCAGAUGGGAAACAUUACCUGGAGAACCACUUCCUCUUGAUGACAUGGAAGUCGAUGACUGGCUUCCUCGUUUUGUUGUUCUUCAUGGACCAUGCAUCUAUUUGUAUUUUCUGUGCACAGAUAUAAGCCCUCAAGACUCCACCUUGUUAUCUGACAUCAUUGAAGUGGGGCCAAUGCCACAUGUCGUUGAAGAAGAUGGCGAAACUCGAUAUUAUUUUUAUAUAGUAACUCGCCUUGGAAUGAGAUACGAGUGUUCAAGCACUUCUAAAAUCCAGGUGGAUAGUUGGUUGACGGCGUUGGUUCCAGAGAUAAUUGGAUCAGAGCAAGAUAUUGGAGGCUAUUACUGGAGCUGGGUUAGACAUCCCGAGUCUGAUAUAGAGCUUAAAGAAUGGCAGGAGUGUCAAGAAGUGAUCAACAUGGUGAGAUUGUCAAAUGAUAGAGACUCAUGGAUAUGGAACAUUGAAAGACAGGAUGGUUUCUCGGUGAAUUCUGUGAAAAAGACAUUAAUUUCUGAGAGGGGAAACAGCCACCUCCCGAAUUUCGAAUGGUGCAAAUGGGUGCCAAUCAAAUGUAAUAUUAUGGCAUGGAAAGGUAACUUGGAUAGACUUGCAACCAAAGUCAAUUUGAGAAAAAGGAAUGUGGAUAUCGCAUCGGUUAUGUGCCAUUUUUGCGACGAGUAUGAGGAAACGGUGGAUCAUUUGUUUACAGCAUGUUCGGUGGCUAUUCGGGGUGGGAAAAAGAUGAAGAAGAUUAUCCAUGGAUUGGUAAUUACUUCGUGUUGGUGUAUUUGGAAAAGUAGGAACGAGUUGGUUUUUAAGCAGAUCAAGAGAAGCCCGCAAGAUAUUUUGAUAGAGAUCAAGUCGAGAGGUUUCAGACAACAACCCAUGUUUUCUAACCUCUUCAAAUCUCUUCUCCCUCUUCUCCUCUUCUCCCUCUUCUCCCUCCAGCCGACACCACCUCCUCUGCCACCGCCACCACCUCCACCUCUGACACCACCACCACCUCCGCCGCCCACCUUUGACACCACCACCACCGCCGCCGUCGGGUUCUUGCCGGAAACAUCAUCAUCAUCACAUCACAAUCAAAACCCUCAGCCUCUCUGCUCAGUGCUCAUACUCUCCCCAAACUCACCAUUUUCAGUAAUUUUUUCACAAAUUUGGAGAAUGAGUUCACAGAUUUUCAGAUCUGCUUCACGAGCCGCUAGGUCGAUCGUCUCAUCUGCUUCUAAGCAGAAGCGUCUCUUCUCCGAAGGACGAUCUGUUGCUGCUGCUACAGCUGUUUCGGUCAAAGGAGUCUUGCCAGCUCUAGCUUCUUUUGGGCGUGAUCAUUCUGGAAACUCAUCCAGCACAUGGAUUGCCGGAGCACUCGCUCUCCCUGCUGCAGCAUACAUGCUUCAAGACCAAGAGGCACAUGCAGCACAGAUGGAGCGCACUUUCAUUGCUAUCAAGCCAGAUGGUGUGCAAAGAGGACUGAUUUCAGAGAUCAUAGCUCGGUUUGAACGUAAAGGCUUUAAACUCGUAGCCAUUAAACUUGUGACCCCUACUAAGUCCUUUGCUCAGAAGCAUUACCAUGAUCUUAAGGAAAGACCAUUUUUUGAUGGGCUGUGUGACUUCCUUAGCUCUGGUCCCGUUCUUGCCAUGGUUUGGGAAGGUGAAGGUGUUAUCAAGUAUGGGCGUAAACUCAUUGGAGCCACAGAUCCACAAAAAUCAGAACCGGGAACUAUCAGGGGUGAUUUGGCUGUUGUUGUGGGAAGGAACAUCAUCCAUGGAAGUGACGGUCCAGAAACCGCCAAGGAUGAAAUCAACUUAUGGUUCAAACCAGAGGAGUUGACGAAUUACACAAGCAACCAAGAAAAGUGGGUCUAUGGAGUCAACUAAUGGCAUCUGUUUUUUGCUUUGUCGACUGCCUAGGCAAAUUAGUUCUUCGGCUGCAAGAAUAAAAACCAAAGAAUAAAAUGUCCUUUUUUUCCUUGAAAAUGAGCAAAACAGUAUCAGUUUUGUAACUUAAAAGAUACUCAAAGACCAUCUUUAUAGUUGUUAAAGACUAGUAUUUGGUUAAUGCAGGGCUGUUUUAAUUUUACUUA